This is a messenger RNA of Heterotrigona itama, 1053 nucleotides long. The record is from the annotation of a GenBank genome assembly. Lineage: Eukaryota; Metazoa; Arthropoda; Insecta; Hymenoptera; Apidae.
CUGAGCGAGCCAGCUGGAGGAUCGCCGAAGAAAGUGAGCGAGUGGUCGAGGUCGGGUCACUUGUUCUGGGCUGACCCUGAGAAUUGGAGGGGUAGCUCGAUAGCGGCGCCGCAUCUCGAGCAGGUGCCCUGUCGUCAAGACGACAUCGUGCUGCCGAGUGGUAAUCGUACAUUCAGCGUGCUUCUGCCGGUGAGGAGCAUCGAGGUGAGAUCGGUCAGAACCACGAGCAACCGCGGGCAAUCGUAUAGCGCAUGGCAGUGGGCAGACAUGGACCGGAAAAGGGAGUUCGAGAAGGGAAUAUUCACGGUGAAGUGCGUCUCCCUUGUCCUUGUACGCGGACUACAGCUGCGACAAAUGUCCCUGCCAAGACGAUCCGAACGGCUACUAUCUGGAAGAGAUCUGCGCCAUCGAGAGGCCAAAGUGUGGAUUCACAGCCUGCGAAUAUCCUUUAUGGGUAUCCUUAUUAUUGUCCAACUAAUAAAAAUAGUUCGCUCGAGCUUUCUCCUCGUAAUUGAAAACGUCCCCGGUUAUACUGAAGUGACAUUGAAACGUCACGUAGGUGGAGGGCCAUUGCUGUCGAUACUGUGGCGGUCGAGUAUCUUUGACGAAGAAAGCGUCUUUGUCGAUGGUUCGAGCGGCGAUCGACGAGGCUUUGGAAGGAUACGCGACAAAACUCGCCUGGCACGUCAGACGUACCUGGAACGGGCCGGUCGAGCUUCUGAUAAAAAAAAGGGGCGAUUAUUCGGAACUCGAUAUCCUCGAAGCCACGGAAGACGCGAAGAAAGCCCUUCUAAGUAUGUAUAUUCGCUUAAUCUAGAGAUUUCUGGAUUCAUACUGCAAAGAAUGAAAUCUUCAGUGACUUUUGCUAUACUAUAUUCUAACGAAAUUGCAACUUCAUCGUCAUUGGGACAACAUCAUUCUAUCUAUGACUUUGUAACAUCAUACUGUUCCUGCCGGUAAUUCGUUUUCAUUUCUUUUGCAAAGUUUCUUAUUUGUUGAGAAGAAAGUAUAUUCUAUAACUUAUUAUAUUAUUAUUUGAGUAGCUUUGCUUAA